This is a messenger RNA of Trichosurus vulpecula (common brushtail), 1332 nucleotides long. Its product is annotated as acrosin-like. The record is from RefSeq and is a predicted model, not a curated record. Gene Ontology annotation, biological process: acrosome reaction; proteolysis. The coding region runs from base 1 to 1332 and encodes 443 amino acids. The transcript has 5 exons. Lineage: Eukaryota; Metazoa; Chordata; Mammalia; Diprotodontia; Phalangeridae. Gene Ontology annotation, molecular function: serine-type endopeptidase activity.
AUGUUGUGGCAGAUAGUGCUCCUGUCCCUCCUGGGGACUGUGGGGGCUAAUGCCGAUACAUCAUGCUCGGGCCUUUGUGGACAGAGGCCAUUGGCCAAGACAUUUGGCACUCGGAUCGUCGGAGGCGUGGAUGCGCGCCCAGGGGCUUGGCCCUGGAUAGUCAGUAUACAGGUCGUAUACUGGAAUGGCAAGUAUAGGUACCAUGUCUGUGGGGGCUCACUCAUAGCUCCGACUUGGGUUCUCACUGCUGCCCACUGCUUUGGUAAAAAUGAAAGUAACUUGAACAUGUGGCGGAUGUUGGUUGGUGCAUGGGAGAUUCAGAUCGGGUGGACCUAUGGCCCCAUGGACCCCAAAGUGCAGGAGCGAAAGCCCAUCAAGAUUAUAUUACAUGAAAAUUACAAUAAGCAGUUUCAGAAAAAUGACAUUGCACUGAUCCAGCUGGACAGACCAAUACAGUGUGGGGACCUGGCCCGUAUUGCCUGCCUGCCUCGACCUGGUGAGGCCCCAGUCAAGCCAGAGGAGAAGUGUUAUAUUGCUGGCUGGGGGUACAAAGUGGAAGGGGGCGCCCCAUCCAAAAUACUACAGGAAGCCCAGGUUAACAUGAUCGAUACAAGGACAUGCAACGGAAGCCGCUGGUACUAUGGGUACAUUCACCCCAACAACCUUUGUGCUGGCUAUCAGGAGGGAAGGAUCGACACUUGCCAGGGGGACAGCGGUGGGCCACUCAUGUGUAAAGACAGAUAUAGCGACACCUAUGUGGUAGACGGCGUCACAAGCUGGGGGGUCGGCUGCGCCCGGGCCUUUCGGCCAGGCAUCUACACAUCCACCUGGCACUUUCUGGACUGGAUAGCUGCCAAGAUUGGGCCGGCCUCUGUCAUUGCUGACCUACCUCCUCGGACAACGACCCCCCCCACAACCACGACCACGACCACAACCACUCCUCCACCCCCUCCCACCAGGCGUACCACCACAACUUUGAGAACUCCUCCACCCUGGAUCUGGCCCCCCACUUACAAACCCUGGGUCACAAAGCCCCACACCUCUUAUCGACCCUGGUGGAUGAGGACCACUCCCCCCCGCAUCUGGUUCACUGGUUACAGGCCUUGGAAAGGUGCUUCCCCGCAGAUGUGGCCCCACACCGAUCAGCCCUGGCCCCCAGGCAGUGCCUUAACUUACUCACCCAUGUAUACUGCUCUCCGGCCCUGGAUCUCCAAUCCAGUGAUGGUCAAGGCCCAAGUUCUGGGCCCCAGUCAGGCCCUGCCCCUCACGCUCUCCUUCCCUAAGCGCUUGAGACUGCUCAUGGACUCCAUGAAGACCAACAAGUCCAUAUAG